This is a messenger RNA of Kalmanozyma brasiliensis GHG001, 1809 nucleotides long. Its product is annotated as Ribonuclease H-like domain protein. The transcript has a single exon. Gene Ontology annotation, molecular function: nucleic acid binding. The record is from RefSeq and is a predicted model, not a curated record. NCBI's taxonomy places the organism in Eukaryota, Fungi, Basidiomycota, Ustilaginomycetes, Ustilaginales. The coding region runs from base 1 to 1809 and encodes 602 amino acids.
AUGUCAGCGCCGGACUAUCGCUACCUCCAAGCAUGGGCUCGUCCUUCUGCGUCCAAGUCGUCUACUUCUGCAAGCAGCUCACGGCGCCCGUACGAAAGCGGCACCUCGUACGAAGUUGUGCUGCCAACAAGCGAGGGAGACACCUCUACACAAGCGGCUCAGACGCUGGACAAGGAUACGCAGCAGCAAUCUGCUUACCAGGUCAGGCUUGAUGUGCCAGGCGGUAUCUCCUAUGCGCCCGAUGCGCUUGCUCAGCACAACUCGGUCAAGCGACUCUUCAUCCCAGCAAAGAUGCACGAUCGCAGCGCUCAGGAGUACGACUUUGCGCGCGAGAUCGAGGCGAAGCGGAAAGCUUCAGCAUCCAAACAGGAGCCAGAGUUAGACGAUCAAGGCCGAACACAAGCACAAGCGUACAAGGACAGCGUCGAGCAACAGAAUCCGAAUGCAGAGGCGACCGCUCCGAUCCAGGGAGAUGUUGCAGCGCCUUUCGAGAUCCCUGACGGAUCGAUUGCAGCGCCAGCGGACAACACGCAAGCAAAGGACAGCGACGCGGCUUCCAUUGCGACCAACGCUACAGCUGCGUCGGCGCAGUCCAAGAUCACAACGUAUACGCUGGUUGCUGGACGCACGCAGACGCUGCCAAAGAAUGUGACUGCCAACGCAGUCGCAGCUCCGUUUCGCCCGCCUCCUUCCAUCCUUGGCGACGCGGGUAGCGCACAGACACCAUGGACUGCGUCCAGCACCUGGACAUCUCAUCGAGCGCUCGACCGCAUCACUGACAAGGAAAAGAAGGCGGGCAUCACCCAAUUCGAGGAGGCCAGCGAGGGAAGAGUGCCUUCAGCCUACGAAGCCAGUUUGUUCCCUGCGUCCUCCGCCUCGGACGCUGCGACGGUCAGAACGGCUCGAAUGGGCGAGCUGCUCGCCGAGGAUCUGUUCGUGCCUGAUCCCCGGCCAUGGCGACCGCUCCGAUACGUGCGUAAGAUCGAUCCACGCCAGAUGCUGAUCCUAUGCGCAGGGGCCGCCUUGACGCCUGGGCAGGUAGCUGCGUUGAAGCUCGGAAGCGACGCGAGCUCCAUCCUCACCACCAACACUUCAGCCCCCCGAAAGGGGCCAUCCGACGCAGCCUCGAUCUACAGCUCGAUCCCGACCGACUUCUCUGUCGAAGCUACGAGGAAGGCCAUGUUUGGCGCGGGCAAGCUUCCGGACUACAAAUCGCUCGAGGCUCAGCUCAACGCGUCUUCUCCUGUCACCGGUGUUGAGAGCGAAGAGAAGCGCGCUGGCCUGGGCUUCGUCUUUUGCCCGACUCACGACCCUCGGUCUCGUCAGCCAGCCUACCAGCGCGCACCAGAGGUGACGGUCGAGCCCAACUUCUCCCGCAGACUCGAACGACCGCCUGACUUCGCCCACUCGACCGUUCGCCGUGCUGCCCUCCGUUCGGCACUGGCCGCGCUUGAGUUCAACAAAUGGGAGUCGGAGGGCUUCGAUAAGAUCGUCAUCGCGACCCACCACGGCUGGCUGGUCGACGGCAUCAGCCGAUGGAUCUGGGAAUGGCGCCACAACAAGUGGCGCAUCAUGGCCGAGUCUCCACUGGGCAUGAUCGGCGAGCAGGUGCCCGACAGGGACCUGUGGGAGCUUCUCGAUAAAGUCGUGAAGGGAUACGAGGAUAUCGACUGCACGGUGCGCUUUUGGAAGAUCAGCAAGGAGCAGAAUGCUCAGGCGGUCAUGUUGGCACAGGAGGGCGCGUGCAAGGACAACCAGCAACCGGGGACAGUGAGGUGGACCAAGAAGAAAGUUCCUGCCAGCACAUGA